AUGCAGACAAAAUGUGGUUGCUUCACACCGGGGCUCGAGUCGGCCUCCUCACUCAUAUUCCAAGGAUCCGGACAGAACUGCAGCGCGCAGAAAAACUCGUUCAUCUGCUGCGAAAAUUACAGCUACAUCAGUGACAAUAAAUUCCUCUGCUGUCUGGAUAAGUACGAGCAAAGUGCGCCAGCUUUUGUUGAAAAAUGCCGCCUGACAGACCAGCAGUUGGAUGCCAUUGAGAAAUUAUUCGGACCAGGCUCUUCCAUCUUUCACAGAUCCAUUUACAAAAAGUACACAACCACAGAUGACGAUUUUGCUAUAUUUCAUAGAUCAGGCCUCUUGUACGCAAUGGUCCUCCUCUGUUGUUUCCUGGCUGUUCCAGUACUUUGCUUCUGUUUCAAGACUUUUGUUGAGAAUUUGGAGCAGAGGUAUGGAGUCAUCAACCACCAACGACUAGCCGGUAUAGGAAGCGAUGGAACGCAUCUGACAGACAAUCGCCAUCUUUCGGUCCUUAACCAACUCGGUCCGGAGCAGAGAACUCUGAACGAUGCUCAUUCUUAUCUGCCAUUUGCGGUACAACCACCCUCGUACAAUUCCAUACCGAAGGAACCGCCUAGAUAUUCUAGCAUCUUUCUCAUUGACAGUCAUCGGUCGAGUGUAAAUAGGUCGGAAGAGAAUAGCAACCACGCUGUGGAUGAGGCGGUUUUCGUCGCAGAACCAACCGAAAACGUCAACAGAGAUGGUGGGGUCACCGGGUCAAAUGUUUAA
Molecule: messenger RNA, 759 nt
Organism: Helobdella robusta
Lineage: Eukaryota; Metazoa; Annelida; Clitellata; Rhynchobdellida; Glossiphoniidae
Exons: 3
Coding region: 1-759 (252 amino acids)
Source: RefSeq, a predicted model, not a curated record